Molecule: messenger RNA, 1743 nt
Organism: Beauveria bassiana ARSEF 2860
Lineage: Eukaryota; Fungi; Ascomycota; Sordariomycetes; Hypocreales; Cordycipitaceae
Product: siderophore iron transporter
Exons: 3
Coding region: 1-1743 (580 amino acids)
Biological process (GO): transmembrane transport
Molecular function (GO): transmembrane transporter activity
Source: RefSeq, a predicted model, not a curated record
AUGCGCUUCUUUUCAAAGAAGUCGGCGGCCGAAGAGCCAGAGGUCACGGCCGUCGCGCCAGAUUCUGGUGCCGAUGAAAAGGGCACCAGCACGGAGCGAUCCAGCGAGGAGAACUUUGGCACCGCCAAGCAGGCUGGUGUAAGAAAAGUCGAGGCUGCCGCUGAGGUUUGGAGCAAAUGGGAUCUCGCCGCCGCCUAUGGACUAAUCUGGUUGUAUUACUUUGCCACGGCGACCGCCGAAGUCAUCACCCGAACUCUCAAUCCUUUCGUGACGAGCUCCUUCAACAAGCACUCUACCAGUGCCGCGGUCAACAUCUUGUCCAGCAUCAUCGGUGGUUUGAGCAAGCUUCCGCUGGCCAAGAUUCUGGAUACCUGGGGCCGCCCGCAAGGUUUGGCAUUGAUGCUCGUCAUCUGGUGCCUGGGCUACAUCACUACCGCUGCUGCUAACAGCAUUGAGACUUAUGCUGCGGCUCUCGUGUUUAACGCCGUUGGAGCACAGGGUGUUAGUUACACUGUCACCGUCUUCAUCGCCGAUACUUCGUCUUUGAGGAACCGAGGCCUGAUGCUGGCCUUUGCCACAUCACCGUACUUUAUCGUCACCCCCAUCAGCGGUUUCAUUGCUAAGCGUAUCAUCGGAGGCAUUGGCUGGCGUUGGGGCUUUGGUCUUUGGUCCAUUGUGAUGCCCGUCAUUGUCCUUCCGCUCUGCGGCGUUUUCCUCUGGAACCAGCGCAAGGCCCGAAAGCAGGGCGUUUUGGAAUCAACCAAGACCAAGCUCACGCUCCGCGCCGUCUAUGACUAUCUCAUCGAGAUUGACAUUGUCGGCCUCCUUCUUUUGGCCGUUGGCUGGGCCCUGUUCCUCUUGCCCUUUUCUCUCUACUCCUACCAACCCCAGAGGUGGCGUGCACCAAUCAUCAUCUGCUUCCUCAUCUUUGGAGCGAUUUUCCUCAUGAUUUUCCUCGUCUGGGAAAAGUACUUUGCUCGCGUCACGUUUCUCCCGUACAAGCUCAUCAUGGACCGCACAGUCUUCUUUGCCCUCGUCAUGUUCUUCUUCUUCUACAUGCAGUCGAGGAUCUGGGGCAGCUACUUUACUUCCAUGCUCUUUGCUGUGUGGGACUUGAAAGCCGAUCAAGUAACUUGGAUCAACAACAUUUAUCGAAUCGGUUCUUGCUUCAUGGCUGUUAUUCUCGGAUUCCUCAUGCGCUACACGGGCCGCUUCAAGUGGGUUGCCACAAUCUACGGUAUCCCCUUGAUGCUUCUGGGUGUUGGCCUCAUGCUCAAGUUCCGUCAGGCCAGCGAGGCUAUUGGCUAUGUCAUCAUGACCCAGAUCUUUGUUGCCUUCUCGGGCGGUCCCACUGUCGUUGCCGGUGAAUUGGCCAUGAUGGCUCCCUCGGACCAUCAAAAUGUUGCCGUCAUCAUUGCCAUGCUUGAUCUCUUUGCCAGUAUUGGUGGUGCUAUUGGCUCUACCAUCUCGGGCGCGAUUUGGACCGGUACUUUCAAGAACGAGCUCAUUAAGCGCCUCCCGUCCGAUGCCCCCAUUGAUGCCAUCUACGCCAAGCUUCCGACCCAGCUUUCAUAUGCACCAGGCACCCCUAUCCGCAUCGGCAUCUCAGAAGCUUACUCUGCCUCGCAGCGAUACAUGCUCACGACCAGUGUCUGCCUCUUGGCCGUUGCUUGGGGUUGCACCUGGAUGUGGAGAGAUAUCAACAUCUACAAGAAGAAGCAGGUUCACGGAACUGUCGUUUAA